This is a messenger RNA of Nematostella vectensis (starlet sea anemone), 2804 nucleotides long. RefSeq names its product rab-like protein 6. Bases 158 to 2245 code for a protein of 695 amino acids. Gene Ontology annotation, molecular function: GTP binding. The record is from RefSeq and is a predicted model, not a curated record. The transcript has 21 exons. Gene Ontology annotation, cellular component: cytosol; nucleus. Lineage: Eukaryota; Metazoa; Cnidaria; Anthozoa; Actiniaria; Edwardsiidae.
UUGUGACCUCGCUUAUUCCGCCAUAUUGGCCUCUAAGACAAAAUGAGAAUCUUUCCCGAUCUAACCAGAAAACCUUAGAGAAUUUCCCCCUUCCCCUUUAAAAGACUUACCCCAACCUGCCAUUUAGGCAUUUCACCUCCACAUAACUUAUCCAAAUAUGCUAAGCGCGCUGAAACGCUGGACGAAGAUGGGUAACGAAGACUCUAAGCUCAGUAUGCCUUCGGGAGUAAAAGCAAUGGGCCAGGCGCUACAGAGGAAGUUCGCCCGCGGCGUGCAUUACAACAUGAAAAUUGUGAUCAAAGGAGAUAGAAACACAGGCAAGACUUGCAUGUUCCACAGACUUCACGGCAAACCAUUCAACGAGCAAUAUAUACCUACAAACGAGAUUCAGGUUGGAAGCAUUCAGUGGAGUUAUAGAGCUACUGAUGAUGUCGUGAAGGUGGACAUAUGGGAUAUUGUUGAUGUUGGUAAAAGCAAGAAGGCAAGGGAUUCACUAAAGUUUGAAAAUGAUGAAGAUGAUGAUGGCAAUGCUGUGCUGGAUGCAGGAUUUGUUGACGUGUAUAAAGGCACUCAUGGAGUUUUGAUGUUACUUGACAUAACAAAACCUUGGACGUUCACUUACGUGAGAAGAGAGCUGCCCAAAGUGCCUCCUCAUAUUCCUGUCUUAGUUCUAGCUAACAGAAGAGAUAUGGAGGAACACCGCCUUGUUGAUUCAGAAGAGAUAACAUCCUUUAUAAAUAGUUUAGAAAGGCCUGACCGGUCACCUCCAAUCCACUACGCCGAGUCCUCUAUGAAGAAUGGCUUUGGGCUUAAAUACAUCCACACUUUUUUGAGUUUCCCUUUCUUAAUGCUGCAGAGAGAAACUCUACUGCAGCAACUCCAGGUCAAUGCCGUCGAUAUGGAGUCAACUCUUGAAGAGCUUCAAAUUCACAAGGAGUCUGAGGAACAAGACUAUGACAAAUUUUUAAGCUAUCUUGAUCGCCGUAAGCGAGAGCGUGAAGAAGCCAAGGCAAAGGAGGCUGCAGCAGCUGCGGCGUCUGAGGCGGAGCUUGCAGCAGGAGGCACAAAGACCCCCAAUGCUGGUACCCCUAGCAGUGCUAGUAGCACGGCAAAGCCAGAUUCUCCUCAGGCUGCUGGUGCGGCGCCUCCUGCUUCACAAGGGGGUGGGGGUGGGGGUCUCAUGAAGCGGUGGUUCUCCACAUCGAAACCAAACGUUGCUGCCACGACUGAAGAAGUGAUCCCACGGCAGCCUUCAUCAUCGUCCGCGAACAUCGAGGAGUUUGUUCCUGGUGACAACUUAGACUCUGGCUUCCUAGACGAUAGGUCAGCUAAACAAGAUAAAACCAAUAAGACAAGGAAAGCAACAGUGGAGAAAGUUGACGUAGCGGAAACUCCAAGCGAAUCUAGCGACGAUAGUGACAGUGAUUCGAACCCAAGAAAUCCGAUGGUCGCGGGUUUUGCUGAAGACCUAUCAUCAGAUGAAGACAGACCUGCUGUGCCACCCAUCCCAAAUGGGAAUAUUAAAAACGAUACAAGCGAUAGAAUAAUGCCAAACAGAUCAAAUCCGGUCAAACCAGUUGUAGCGGACGUGGUUCUGACUUCGAGUGAAGAGGAGGAAGAGGAACCAGCUCCAGCUGUGACCCCUAUACCUAAGCGAUCCACCCCACCCUCACAUAACAAACCUGCGGCGCUAAGACUUGACACAAAAGGAGCGCAGGCAGCAUCUGCAAAGCGCGCCACAGACGAGGAUGACCUUGGCAUGGAUGACUGGCUCAAUUCGCCUGAGCUGGAACCACAGAUUCCAUUUGCGUCAGAACCACAGUAUACCGUAAGGAAAGUGGACCUGGAUAGCCCGGAGCCCCAGCAUCAACCGUCAUCAAUCUCGGUAGACGAGUGGGCCAUGUUCAUGAGUGAGCAACUCAGCACUUCAGGCAAAAAACAUUCUACGAAAGAGCCCAAAGACGACGGCAGCGACUCAGAAAAAGAAGCCAAAGUUAAAAGACACAAGGAACAUAAGAGCGGAGAGAAACCAAAGAGCAAAAGCAAACACAAAAAGUCCAAAGAUAAGGAGGAACACAAGGAGAAACGCCGGUCCAGACAUAAAGACAACGACUCGGCUAAGGAGCACCGCAAGAGCCGAGACGAAGAAGGAGACAAGAAAAAGAAAUCGAGCAAGCAUAAGCACAGUAAACGGCGCGGCACUGAGUCGGGCCCUAGUGAAGGGGUCACAUAUGAAGAGCUUUAAAAUCACCGUGAAAUCGUUACAUACAAUAUAAACAAUUCUUUGAGAACGUGAAUUGGAACUAGGAGAAUAGGUUCCAUAUAAGAACUAUGAAAAUGAAAAAGUAUUUCUAUGUAGGGAAGGUUUGGAACAGGUGAAAUGGAAUCAGGAAAUAGAUUUAUUAUUAAAGAGCAUGAAACUAUGUCGAAACAAGAAUUUGAGAAGGGAAAUGGGUUUCUGAUUUGGUUUGAUGAAACGAUAACACUGUAAAAAAGAGGUAAAAGUGAACUUGAAUCAAGUGAGGAAAGAUAGCUUGAAUCAGGAAGUAGGUUUUGUGUUAGUAACUAGGAAACCAUUACUCCAUGCAGGGGAGUAUUUAAGCCCGGAGGCGGGUAGCUUGGAAGAGAUUUUAACCCACAAUUGUAAACUGCCUUCGACAGAAACUUGAGUCAGUGGGAGCCAAAUCUCCCCUAUUUUCAUUUGGUCAAAACCACCUCUCAGCAAAACGCCGAUCCACCCCUGUUAUCUGAUUUUAACCCACAGCUGAAGUUGAUGAAAUUAGAAUAAAAACAUAAAAAAAUUA